Lottia gigantea (owl limpet) is the source of this 6672-nucleotide messenger RNA. RefSeq lists its product as hypothetical. Gene Ontology annotation, molecular function: protein binding; guanyl-nucleotide exchange factor activity. Bases 118 to 6672 code for a protein of 2184 amino acids. Gene Ontology annotation, cellular component: cytoplasm. The transcript has 52 exons. The record is from RefSeq and is a predicted model, not a curated record. Gene Ontology annotation, biological process: intracellular signal transduction. NCBI's taxonomy places the organism in Eukaryota, Metazoa, Mollusca, Gastropoda, Lottiidae.
UUUGUAUUUUCAGGCGGGAGAAGAAAUGAUGGGUUAAAAGCAGCAGAUAUUGUUCCCGUGUUACGGGAAAGGAUCGCCUACCUCUCAGGUGGUCGUGAUAAAAGAGGUGGACCAAUUAUGACGUUUCCUAAUCACACUCAUCCUGAACGUUUGAAAUACGAGGAUUUACGUAGAUUAAUGACCUACUUAGCAAGCGUUCCCAGUGAUGAAGUACGAGACAGAGGAUUUACUAUUAUAUUAGAUAUGAGAGGCUCAACUUGGCAAAUAGUCAAACCCAUCUUAAAGGCUUUACAGGAAUGUUUCCCUGGUAACAUCAACAUAGCCUACAUCAUAAAACCUGAAAAAUUCUGGGAAAAACAAAGAACCAGUUUAGGAAGUGCUAAAUAUAAUUUUGAGACGAGUAUGAUAUCAGUAGAUAGUUUAAAUAAAGCUGUAGAACCCAGUCACCUGACACGAGAGUUUGACGGAACUCUGGAAUAUGAUCAUGAACAGUGGAUACAACUAAGAUUGAUGUUAGAAGAUUUUAUAUGGCAGGCUCUAGAUCUAUUGGAUAAACUUGACGAACUAGGGGAGAUUCUCACCAACCCUGAAUUACCGGAUGAUUUAAACGGUGCCCAACUUGUCCUGGAAGAGCAUAAUAGAUUGAAAAAACGUGUCACGAUGGCACCCGUCGAGACACUCGGUGGAGAGGGUCAGCAUAUCUUGAUGCGUAUCACAGGAGAAGACAAUGGUCAAGGAGGACAGCGUUACACUAUUUCUGGAAACGCUGAUUUUCAAUCGGCAGUCCCUCAGAUCUCUCAGCUCCUAGAAAAUUUGCAUUCCACGAAACAACACCUGAAUCAGUUGUGGACUGUCAAGAAGAUGAGAUUAGAACAAUGUCUUCAACUCCGAAUAUUUGAACAAGAUGUAGAAAAGAUGUUUGAAUGGAUAAUGCAUAAUCGCGAUCUGUUCUUGGUGAAUUAUACUGAAAUAGGAACAUCACAUCAGUUUGCUGUGGAGCUGGAUACAGAACACAGUCAGUUCGCCACCAGUGCUGUUAAUGUGUAUGUAAACAUCACGAGAAUAUUAGGCAUGGCUCAAAGACUGUGUGACUCUGGGCAUUACGCCUCUAAUACUAUCAGGAUGCAGGCCAGUAAACUGGAACGAGAAUGGAAGAGCCUGGCUGCCGCGCUGGAUGACAGGAGCACCGUACUUAAAAUGUCCGUUAUGUUUCACAAGAAAGCUGAACAGUAUUUAGCCCAGUUUUUGAUGUGGCAGAAUAUGUGUGAGAAUAUAAAAAUACCUUCUUUAAUUGAAGAGCUGGAAGAGGCUUUACAACAACAUCAAAACCUUAUAGAAACCAUUAGUCAGGCUUACGCAGAGGUAUGCAGUGAUGGCAAGGCGUUACUAGAUACACUACAGACCCCUGUGAGUUGUGGAUCUAGUAAUUCACUGACGGCGAAAGCUGAUUAUUCUGAAGCAGCCGGACAUGUUUUAGACGUUGUUCAUGAGGUUUUGGCUCAUCAGAGACAUCUAGAACAAGUGUGGCAUGCCAAGAAAGUGAAAUUACAUCAGAGAUUGGGAUUGCGUCUGUUUCAACAAGAUGUCAAACAGGUAAUCGACUGGUUAGAUAACCAUGGUGAUGUAUUUCUGCGUAAAAACACCUCGAUUGGUAAAACAUUACAACGUGCCAAAGCUCUACAGAAAAGUCAUGAACAUUUUGAAUCUGUUGCCAGGAACACUAUAACGAACGCUGAAAAAUUACUGGCAGCAGCAGAUGAACUAGCUCAGACUGGAGAAUGUGAUCCUAAAGAAAUAUACGGAGAAGCCCAUGAACUUGAAGAACGAAUGCAUAAUUUUCUGACUCAGUUGGAACGUAGAAGAGCUAUUAUUGAUAUGACUGUAGCAUUUUAUACUCAUGUACAUGAGCUAACCUCCUGGUUAGAAGAGCUACAACAAGAAUUACAGAGUUCGGAAAUAGCUGAUAGUGUGGAGGGAGCAGAACAACUCCUAGCUCAGUUUAACCAACAAAGGGAGACAACUAUUGAAGCAGCAAUGCACACAGUUGGUGAAGGCGAGACUUUAUUACAGCAACUUGGGGCUAUCAAUGCUGAACAGGAUAAAGGAAAUUCAAAUCAGGACUACACACAUAUAGAAGGUGUAUUAAAUCAACUCAAUGAAAGUAGAAAUCAACUGGAAGAUCUGUGGGCAGCCAGAAAAAUGAAACUGGAUCUCUGUCUUCAGCUCAGAGUUUUUGAAAGAGAUGCUCUUGAGGUUUCGUCACAACUAGAAUUAUGGUCGGAAGAGCUUCAACAUCAAGAACUGGUGACAGAUGGUUCAAAGGCCGAGCAACUUCUUCAGAUGCAUAAUGAGAGCGUAUUACACAUGCAGAACUGUACUUACGAGGUUAUACAACGAGGUCAAGAACUCUGUCAGUUAUUUGAGAGUUCUGGUGUUCAGUUGAUGUUAGACUCCCAGUACGAUGCCAGUUCCAGGAUCCAGAUAUUACUCGAGUACCUCCAGGAACGAGAAGUGGAUCUAGAGACGUUCUCAGAACAGAAGAGACUCCGACUAGAGCAGUGUGUACAAUUGAGAAACUUCGAGAUUGAAGCCAGACAGGUAAUAUGUUGGGUCAGAAAUGGAGAAUCCAUGUUAACAGCCAGUUUUAUCUGUCCUAACACACUCAUAGAAGCUGAAACUCUGAAAAAAGAACAUGAACAUUUCAUGAUUGCCAUAGAGAAAACUCAUAUUAGUGUAGUACAGGUGACUCAGAAAGCUGAAGCGAUGAUACAAGGUCAGCAUUAUAACUCAGACCUAGUUCGUGCCAUCGCAGAGAAUGUGACGUUAGCUUGGCAACAGUUGAUGUAUCAUGCAGAAGAAAGACACAAACUGGUCAUGGCUUCUAUGAACUGGUACAAAACAGCAGAACAGGUAUGGUCAGUGCUAGAAUCAUUAGAUAGAGAUUAUAAACGAGAUGAAGAUUGGUGUAACUCAGAUAAAACUAAUACUACAGAUAAAUCAUCAUUCUUAAUACAACUAAUUAAUAAACAUAACGAACAGAAGGAGGCUUUUCUUAAGGCCUGUACCCUAGCCAGAAGAACAGCUGAAACAUUUUUAAAAUAUGUCAAUCGUAAUCUCCAUUUCCUGGGCAUGCAGAUGAAAUUUAGAAGUCCUGAGGGUCAUGUCAAGGCAACCCUGGAUCAGCUGUUACACCAAGAAAAUAUUGUUAUUGAAUGUUGGACGAUGAAAAAACGUAAACUUGAUCAAUGUCACCAAUUUUUAUUAUUUGAACAAAGUGCUAAACAGGCUCUAGAAUGGAUCCAUGAUCAUGGAGAGGCAUACCUGGAAUCUCACACUGCAGUUGGUAGCAGUCCACAAGAAACAGAAUCACUGUUGAAAGAACAUUAUGAUUUUAGAAAUAGAGCCAAGGAAACCAAAGAAAAUGUGAAAUUAUUGCUUCAACUUGCCGAUGGUUUUGUUGCUAAGGGUAACAUCCACGCUAAGAAUAUCAUGUCAUGGUGUGCCGCUGUUGACAAACGCCAUAAAGAUUUCCUGUCUAGAAUGGAGAAAUAUCGAACCAUGUUAGAAACUAAACUCGGUGUUCAGAAGAAAGAGAGAAGAUCUGAUUCUUCUAUAGAAGAAAAACUACAACAUCGACCUAAAGAAUUAACAGAGGAAAAGCGUAAAUCAGCCAGACGCCGAGAGUUUAUAAUGGCUGAACUAUUACAGACUGAAAGAACCUAUGUUAAAGAUGUUGAAACUUGUUUAAAGUGCUAUUUAAAUGAAAUGUGUGAUACCAGUAACAAUGUACCACCUGGUAUUAAGGGCAAACAGAAAGUUAUUUUCGGUAACAUGGAAGAAAUUUAUCAUUUCCACAACAAAGUAUUUUUAAAAGAAUUAGAGAAAUAUGAAACAAUACCAGAAGAUGUUGGCCAUUGUUUUGUUACCUGGGCCGAGAAGUUCUCUAUUUAUGUAACUUAUUGUAAAAACAAACCAGAAUCAAACUCACUACUUGUCGAAUCAGCUGGCAAUUUCUUCGAGGAAAUGCAAGCUAAACACAAAUUGAACGACCCCCUAGCAUCGUUUCUGAUUAAACCAGUUCAACGUAUCACCAAAUAUCAACUCUUAUUAAAAGAUUUAUUGACAUGUUGUGAGGCUCAUACUGGAGAAAUUAAGGAUGGUCUGGAAGUGAUGUUAAAUGUGCCAAAGAAAGCGAACGACGCCAUGCAUCUAAGUAUGUUGGUAGGAAUGGAGGACCAUAUAGAAGCUCUAGGAGAAGUCAUCCUUCAAGAUAAUUUUACAGUCUGGGAUCCAAAACAACUGAUCAAGAAGGGACGAGAUCGUCAUAUCUUCCUGUUUGACGUCUGUCUGGUGUUUGGCAAGGAAGUCAAGGACAGUACUGGAAAAUCAAAAUAUGUUUUUAAAUUUAAAUUAAUGAUAUCAGAAAUCAAUGUAACAGAACAUAUAGAAGGUGAUGAGACGAAGUUUGCUCUGUGGACUGGUCGUGCUCCGAUAUCUGAUUAUAGAAUUAUACUCAAGGCGUCAUCAUUAGAAACGAAACAACAAUGGGUGAAGAAGAUGAGAGAAUUAAUACAAGAGAGAAUGAUGUACAUGCAUGAAGCUUUGAAAAACAAACAAACAACCAUGUUUAAACCACCACCUAAAAUGUUCAACCCAAGUCGUGUUAGCAGGGAUGAUGUUGAUGGUUUGUCCCCUGAUAGCGGACAAGAGGAAAGGGUACUAUUUUCCUACAAGAUGUCACGUCUUUUGAGGUGCGUACCUCACACACCUGGAGGAAGUGAUGUAACAAGUGUGCUGGAAGAUUUUGCCGCCUGUGCCAACUCGGAACUGACUGUUCACAAAGGUCAACCAGUAGAAGUGAUUGAUCCAACUCCAGGUCAGCUAGACUGGUGUCUGGUCCGAACCAUAGAACAAGAUGGAUGUGAAUCACACCAAGGCUUGGUUCCCAUCGCUAUACUCAAACCUAUACCAAUACUUAAAGGUCCUGGUUGUCGUACCAGCAUGGAUCUGGAUGGUGAUUUUAAGCCCAUUUUCUCGCUGUUGAUUGGAUGUUCAGAGUCGUCACAUAGGUUCUUCAUUCAUAUGACGUCGCUAUCUUAUCAAUGGAUGACGAAGUUUGCAAAAUGGCUGACUAAUCCAGUACGUAAACUGAGUCACGGUAAAAUAGAGAAACAAUCACCAACGUAUCUGGAACCAACAAAACUCACCAAGAAAACCAUCAUUAACCCUCUAUCAGCCUCUCAAAAAUAUAGUCUAGAGACUGUUAACCAGCCUUCGGAAGAAAAGGACCAGUCCGAAGGAUCUCAGAAUGCCGAUCAGAUGGCUAAUCAAGUUGCCAUGGUUUCACCGAAAGGGUCGUUACAGGUGACCAACGAGGAGCCAGAACCAGCACAGGAUAUCGAGAUUCCGCCUCCCAUGGAAAUACAAGAUCAUUCCUUCAAACCAAAUCAGGAUAACUCACAAGAUGAGGUCACCUCGUUAAAGACACAAACAGAAGCAGCAAGUUCAUUAGAUCUAGCCACAGAAAUUGAAAAUAUUGUUAAACAUAGAAAGGAACCAGGCAAUGAUUCUGGUGCUAAGUUUGAUCCGAGUCUAGGUCUAGGAGCAUCACUAGUUGAUGAUAAAGAUGAAGAUGAUGAUAAAUCUGAUGGGAAAGAUUCCGAGAAUGAUAAAGCAAAAUACCUCAAAAAACGAGAGUUUGUGAUACAAGAGUUGAUAGAUACAGAGAGAGAUUAUGUAAAAGAUCUGGGUCUAGUCGUUGAGGGUUAUAUGGGGUAUAUGAAAGAAAAUGGAAUGCCAGAUGAUAUGGAAGGGAAAGAUAAAAUAGUAUUUGGUAAUAUUCAUCAGAUAUAUGACUGGCAUAAAGAAACAUUUCAAGCUGAAAUAGAGAAAUGUGACGAGGAACCAGAAAGACUUGGCCUAUUAUUUGUUAGAUAUGAGAGAAGGCUGUAUAUGUAUGUAAAAUAUUGUGAGAAUAAACCGAAGUCUGAGUUUUUAGUUGCUGAAUAUUUAGAUACAUAUUUUGAAGAUAUUCGACAAAAAAUGGGUCAUCGUUUAACACUACCUGAUCUUCUGAUUAAACCUGUACAAAGGAUCAUGAAAUAUCAACUAUUGUUAAAGGAUAUAAGUAAAUAUACAGAGCGAGCAGGAUUAGAUGUCACAGAUUUAAAGAAAGCUCAACGUGUAAUGAGAGUGGUACCUAAAGCUGCAAAUGAUAUGAUGCAAGUCGGAAGGUUACAAGGCUUUGAUGGUAAAAUUACUGCUCAAGGGAAAUUACUCCUACAAGACACAUUACUAGUGGCGGAAGUCUCUCCAUCUGGCCAACAGAAAUUUAAAGAACGACGGGUGUUUUUAUUCGAACAAAUCAUUAUCUUCAGCGAAAUGACAGAGAAACGAAAAGGAGAUUUUUCCAACGCCAAUUAUGUGUUCAAAAAUAGUGUCAAGGUCAAUAAGAUGGCAAUGUCUAAUACUGUAGAAAACGACCCCACCAAAUUUAUGUUAAUAGAUAGAACGCCAGGGUCAGAUUUAAAAUUGAUAAUUCAAGCCCCAUCAGCUGAUAAUAAAGAUACGUGGGUGAAAGAAAUUAGAAGUAUUUUAGAUAUGCAAGGCGACUUUCUUAGAGCCUUGCAAUCACCAAUAGCCUAUCAAAAAGAACUGACCAAAGAACUGUAA